CAAAUAGCCGUACCCCCUAAUCAGCACAAGUGCCAAAAGGGGUCGCCACUCGAAAAAGAUUGGGAACCGUUGUUCUAGGAUCUUGGGUUGUUCCUAGUAUUUUUCACUCUUUGUUCUUCUUUCGAGGGUAUUGUAACGAGGCUAUUUCAAAGUGUUCGUCUACAGUACAAACAGUUACAGUCGAUAUUUCUCCACUUCGUCGAAGAUAUACACAGUUACAGUAGCUAGUUUAUAAAUAAUUUACUUCUGUAUUCAUCAAAAUGUCCGAUUCCGAAUUUGAAUGCUCUAAUUUAUCAGAAAGUGAAUCUGACGAAAGCUUCACAAGCGGUAGCGAUCUAGAAUCUAGUGACAGUUUUGAUGGAAACAUCGAUUCUUCAAAAAAAUGGUACAGGAUAAACGCAGAAAAUCCUCCUGCUGCUCCUCCGCGGUUUCCUUUUCUGGCAACUCCUGGGUGUUCCUUUACUCUAAAUGAUGUGUUGGAUCCGUUAGAAUAUUUCAGAUUAUUCUUUGAUAUUAAUUUAGUUAAUAUUAUUGUUAAAGAAACUAAUCGUUACGCUAUGCAACAACCAAAAGCAUCCAGAAAGCAUUGGGAUUCCGUUAUAACAGAAGAUAUUUAUGUAUUUCUCACAAUUUGUAUAAUUCAGGGAAUUAUCCAUAAACCGGAUGAAAAGAUGUACUGGACCAGGAAUGAAAUAUUUCUUACGCCAAUUUUUAGUAAAUUGAUGCCAAGAAACAGAUUUUUACAAAUAAAGAAAAAUUUACAUUUUAGCAAUAAUGGCAGUUACCGUCGGACAACCCAUCCCAAUUCGAAAAUAAAUAACAUUUGGCCAAUAGUAGCAAAUUUAAAUAAAAAAUGUUCACAUCUUUAUGUACCAGAAAGAGAUAUAUCAGUAGACGAGAGUCUUAUGCUUUACAAGGGUCGUAUUUCGUGGAAACAGGACAUUCCUCUGAAACGGUCUCGUUUCGAUGUGAAAUUCUUUAUGCUAUGUGAAUCUGCAUCCGGCUACUUGUACAAUUUUAUAAUUUACACCGGAAAAGGUACUAGUUUUAAUGAAAAAUACCAAGAAAUGCCAAUAGCAUCCAAAAUCGUGUUAUCGUUAGCGGAUCCGUUGUUAGGCAAAGGCUACUGUCUAACAACGGAUAAUUAUUAUACUUCCCCACAGUUAGCGGAUUAUCUCAUAUCGUGCCAGACAGAUUUGUGCGGAACAGUACGUACCAACAGAAAAGGUGUUCCAGGUGUAAUUCGUAACAAAAAUAUGGAAAAGGGAGAGAUAGUAGCAAUGCGGAGAGAUAAAGUAAUGAUUUUAAAAUGGCAGGAUAAGAGUGCUGUUGCUUUACUCUCUACAAUCCACAAUCCUGUAAAAGUAUACAAAGAAAUGCGUGACGGUAGCGUACAAUCGAAGCCACAGGUUGUGUUGGACUACAACCACACAAUGCGAGGUGUAGACCGUUUACACCAACAUCUCCAUGAUUAUUCGGUUAUGAGAAAAAGGGGAAAGAAAUGGUAUAAAAAAAUAUUUUUUCAUUUGGUAGAUAUUUGUUUGUAUAAUGCAUUUGUGUUGUAUAAGAAAAAUGGUGGCGAAAAGGAUAAUUUAGGGUUUAGAAUGAAGCUCGUUGAACGGCUAAUAGAGGAGUAUCACACUGGAACGAGGGUAAAGAAACAAGGUCGGUCGAGAGAAUCAAGUUUGCCUAGUAGACUUACAGAAAGACAUUACCCGGACUUUAUUCCGCCAACCGAGAAAAAAACUUCUCCUACCAGAUGCUGUGUUGUAUGUUGCAAUAGACGUAAUGAGGAAGGGAAGAAAGUGAGGAAAGAAACCAGGUAUUACUGCGAAGAUUGUGGAGUUGCGUUGUGUAUAGUACCGUGUUUCGAAAUAUACCAUACUAAAGAAAAUUAUUAACUUCAAUUUCAUUUAUUAUAUUUUGUAAUUAUAUCAUG
Messenger RNA from Centruroides sculpturatus (bark scorpion), 1939 nucleotides. Its product is annotated as piggyBac transposable element-derived protein 4-like. The record is from RefSeq and is a predicted model, not a curated record. Lineage: Eukaryota; Metazoa; Arthropoda; Arachnida; Scorpiones; Buthidae. Bases 261 to 1901 code for a protein of 546 amino acids. The transcript has 2 exons.